AAUCUCACGUAUGUUCCUGAAAACAUUCCAAUCAAUACUACUACAUUGGAUUUAUCAUUUAACCAACUAACCACCAUCAGAAACAAAGAUUUCCAACUUUUAGACAAUCUGGUUUGCUUAAUUCUCAGCUUUAAUCCUAUUUCUCAUAUAGAAGAAGAAGCUUUUGUAGGAUUGGAAAAACUGGCUGAUUGUUUUUUGGAUAAUGACUUCAUCUUAACACACGGUAGACGUUUAUUUCAACCCUUAAAGAAACUUGAACAAUUAGAUUUAUCCAGAAAUAAUUUGAUCAAGCUUCCAAAAGAUAUAUUUAAAUCUCUGAAUCAACUGAAAAUUAUAAAUCUGGCAUUUAAU
Molecule: messenger RNA, 351 nt
Organism: Lottia gigantea (owl limpet)
Lineage: Eukaryota; Metazoa; Mollusca; Gastropoda; Lottiidae
Exons: 2
Cellular component (GO): plasma membrane
Molecular function (GO): protein binding
Source: RefSeq, a predicted model, not a curated record